AUGAAAACAGUUUCAUGGGCUCUGAGCAGCCUGGCUCUCCUUCUUCCGCUUUCCUUUGCUCUCCAGGUUACACCCAACUCCGAAUGCGCAGCCCUCUGUUCCGACGGCACAAAUUCGACUCUCGAUGAUGCUAGCACUACCGCUACGAACUCUUCUGAUAUCGUUUGUGGAGAUGAGGAGUACUCAGACUCAGGGAAUGGCAUCAGGUUCAAGAAUUGCCUCAACUGUCUUCAAAAAAGCGAAGCGAUAUGGAAAGAAGAGAGCGAUGUGUUUUGGUUCCUGUACAAUGUCAGAUACGCUUUCGACGUCUGUCUAUACUCUUAUCCUAAUGCGGUGGACUCGGGUACCGUCAACUCUCCUUGCAAUAUCGAAAGCUCUUGCGGAUCUCUCGAGAAUGCUUUGACAACGUCUUUGCCCCAGAAAAGUAUCGAUGAGAAAUUCGCGUAUUGCGAAGCAGAUGAUUCAAUAAUCAAGAGCGCCAGCUACAAGGAAUGCAUUAGCUGUCUGCAAUCUACAUCGGACCAAAAGUACCUCGCGAACUUCCUGGUAGCAUUGAACGCUGGCUGCAUUCAGAAACCCGAGAAAGGAAAAAUUAUUGGCCUUAGUGGGACGAUAUUCACUUCUUCACUUAUUAACAUAACUGACCCAAACACCAAUGAAACACUACCGGGUGAUGGUGGCGCUCCCGUCGGUUCAAUGACUACGGGCACUAUCGUGGGUAUUGCCGUAGGAUGUGGGCUGGGUGUAGCUGGCUUGGCUUGGCUCCUUUUCAUGUACUGCCGACGAAGUCGACAGCGUUAUGGAGCAGGAAUCAAAAUUGAGUCACCACCCCCAGAUGCCCCAAUGAACGUCCGCUCUACAUACGGCAUCCAGAAGUCAUCGUACUUUCAAGAUGACACCCAUGGGCGACGUCCACCACCUAUCCAUGACCCUUCGCGAAGCCACAUGCGUACUAUGUCCAACGCACAGUACCACGACUCCGUUGAACGAGACACGAUGGACUCUCAUCUACACCUCAGCUACCACUAUGCGCCGCACUCGAAGUCUAAUGGCCCAAAUGCAGCGCUUCCAACACAUCCGGCAUAUAUUCCACGAGUUGUGAGCAAGCUCCCGGAGCCUCAUAUUAUCACCCACAACCGCAAGACACACGCCCCUGAUUCAUAUGCACUCCAAACAUAUCUUAAUGCUAGAGAUGAUUUUGGCAUACACCAUGGUUCUGCAACCAAUGCUUCAUCGAGCAAUACUAUCUCGAGCCGGAACCCAUCACCUUCUCGACAGGAGAAGCUUCAGGAGCCAGUAGUUUCUAUUGCUCCCCAGCAGAAUCCUCAGACAGCCAGGCCAAGGCUCCCCUCUCUCUCAUUUCCCUCUCUGCAUAGACUCAUCAUUCCAAAAAAGCAGGUGGUUCCCCCCCCGGAAGUCAACCUGCUAUCAGCGACGCCGAUUUCGGCAUUGAGUGCCGACCCUCAUCGAGAGUUAAGAAUCUCCAAACCUUUAGCUGUUCUAGAUCCUCGAUUCCAGGACAAACCCCUGGGCGGAGGCCCAGUCAUGGCGGAGGGUGCACCAGCAACAUUCAGCGAUGAAUAUUUGAAAAGGCGAGAGGCAAACAAGUCUCCUAUGCUAAGUGGCAAUAGUCGCGUCUAUGGAUGA
Messenger RNA from Fusarium musae, 1647 nucleotides. RefSeq lists its product as uncharacterized. The record is from RefSeq and is a predicted model, not a curated record. The coding region runs from base 1 to 1647 and encodes 548 amino acids. The transcript is spliced from 3 exons. NCBI's taxonomy places the organism in Eukaryota, Fungi, Ascomycota, Sordariomycetes, Hypocreales, Nectriaceae.